AAUCUUAAAAACAAAAAAAAAACAACAACUAAAGUAAGCUCAAAAUCCCAUAAAGGUGUUGGAUAUAGAAACUAGAAAGAGAGAGAGAGAGAGAGAGAGAGAAAUUGGAACUGCUUUCAAGUUUCAAGUUUCAACUCAAAGCUGCUGCAGAAUUUGGAUGAGAAAACGCGGUAUUUGAUUCAGUGACUCAUGAAUCAGUGGCUUUAAGUAAAAGGGUAUCUGUAUCUCCUCCUGCUUUGGAUUUAGCUUCUCUCUCCCUCUUUCAUCAGUUUCAGUGUUUCAGGUAUUUGUUGAUAUAAAGUGAAUGAUAAUAUGGGUGUCCCGGGGAAGUGGAUUAAAGCAUUGGUUGGUCUAAAGAAAUCAGAGAAGCCUGAAUCUUCAGAGAAGAAUGGAAAUAAGGUUGGCAAGUCUCGGCAUCGGAGAAAGCAUUCCAUCGAAAUUGACAAUAGUAAACUUCAGAAAGAGCUUGGUAGUGAUGGUACUCUACCUAUUGGAGAUGCAGAUCAUGCAAAUUCGCAAUCAAACCUUGAUGCCCAUUAUUUACCUUCCACCUCACAACAAACACAGGAUGCAGCAUAUAAUCAUCAAGUCAUGAGGGAGGAAUGGGCUGCAACAUACAUUCAAACAGCAUUUCGAGGAUUUUUGGCCAGAAGAGCACUAAGAGCUUUGAAAGGAUUGGUAAGGCUUCAAGCCCUUGUAAGAGGCCAUGCAGUAAGAAAACAAGCUGCUAUAACUCUCCGUUGUAUGCAAGCUUUGGUGAGGGUUCAGGCUCGUGUUCGGGCAAGACGUGUUCGCUUGGCCUUGGAAAGUGAAACUACACAACAAAAAUUCCAGCAACAGCUUGUAAAUGAGGCCCGUGUUCGAGAAAUUGAAGAAGGUUGGUGUGACAGUAUGGGAUCUGUUGAACAAAUUCAAACCAAAAUAUUAAAGAGACAGGAGGCUGCAGCCAAACGUGAGAGAGCUAUGGCUUAUGCUCUAGCUCAUCAGUGGCAGGCUGGAUCAAGGCAGCAGGCUGUUUCUUCAGGGUAUGAACCUGAUAAAAGUAGUUGGGGUUGGAAUUGGUUGGAAAGAUGGAUGGCUGUACGCCCUUGGGAGAAUCGCUUUCUUGACACUAAUAUGAGGGAUGGAGUAAAUCUAGAUGGAAGUGAAGCUAUAGAUGACAAAAAUGAAAUCAAACCUCAGUUAAGAUCUGCUAACACGAAAUCGAUUCCACCAAGUAUUCAUCCAAACCUUGCUACUCAGAUAACCGGUCCCUCUCAUUCUGAUGGUUGUGAUUCUUCAUCUAGUAAGUCAGUAGGUUUGCUAGAGCCAUCAAACACACAGACUGUGAAACAAAAGUCUAAUGUAAAUGUUCAAAAUCCCACUGAAGAAGCCAACACAAGAUCUGAAGUUCCAAGAUCUCAAAGUAAUCCCAAGGAGAGAAUCGCGCAAGUAGAUAAACAGGCGAAGAAGCGAUUAUCCCUGCCUAACAAUGCAGGGGGAGGUCCUGGGGCUCAAACAGCCAAAUAUCCUUCUAGAAAAGGUACUAAUGUGAAAGGGACACGUGGCGCGCAAAAACCUGUAAGGGAUAAACCUAAGCUCAAAGGAGAUGGGGAUGUGAAUGUUACUAAAUCUGUUCCUCAGCCCACGGUUAUGUAGCUUCAGACAUCCUUAGUAACAGGAGCUACUCCAUUCUCCAUUGAAAUCCUGACAUGGCAACAUUUGUCUGUCUGCACUUGUAAUGCACCAUGCAAACUGUUGAGGGGUUUGCAACCACAAUGUACAUGUUUCUCUCCUUCAAGAAGAUGCUGAUGUGGUUUGAUUAUUGAGAUUGGCUUGGGUUUUCAUGGUCAUAAGAUUUCCCUGGUAGAUACACACCUGUUGUAAUUAUCCAUAUUUGUUGUUGUGAGUUAUUAUGUGAUAAAGCGGUAUAUUUAUGUUCAAAUGCACAAUUUCAGAGUGUUGUUGCCUUUGAUUCUAUUGCUAUGGCCAAGUUGCAAGGUAUUUUCUUUC
Messenger RNA from Lotus japonicus, 1992 nucleotides. RefSeq names its product protein IQ-DOMAIN 5. Gene Ontology annotation, molecular function: protein binding. The transcript is spliced from 7 exons. The record is from RefSeq and is a predicted model, not a curated record. Lineage: Eukaryota; Viridiplantae; Streptophyta; Magnoliopsida; Fabales; Fabaceae. Bases 313 to 1638 code for a protein of 441 amino acids.